This is a messenger RNA of Indicator indicator, 3866 nucleotides long. It is a transcript of the gene IFT122, whose product is annotated as intraflagellar transport 122. The transcript is spliced from 29 exons. Bases 1 to 3555 code for a protein of 1184 amino acids. Gene Ontology annotation, cellular component: intraciliary transport particle A; non-motile cilium. The record is from RefSeq and is a predicted model, not a curated record. NCBI's taxonomy places the organism in Eukaryota, Metazoa, Chordata, Aves, Piciformes, Indicatoridae. Gene Ontology annotation, biological process: intraciliary retrograde transport; protein localization to cilium; non-motile cilium assembly. Gene Ontology annotation, molecular function: protein binding.
AUGCGGGCCGCGCUCACCUGGCGCGAUCGGGCUGACCAGUGUAUUUACGAUCUUGCAUUCAAGCCGGAUGGGACUCAGCUGAUAAUUGCUGCUGGAAAUAGGCUGCUGGUGUAUGACACUUCUGAUGGAACCUUAAUUCAGCCUCUGAAGGGACAUAAGGACACUGUGUAUUGUGUGGCUUAUGCCAAAGAUGGCAAGCGUUUUGCUUCUGGCUCAGCUGACAAAAGUGUGAUCAUUUGGACUUCAAAGCUGGAAGGAAUUCUGAAAUACACGCACAAUGACUCCAUCCAGUGUGUAUCCUACAACCCCCUCACUCACCAGCUGGCCUCCUGCUCCUCCAGUGACUUCGGCCUGUGGUCUCCUGAGCAGAAGUCAGUGUCUAAGCACAAAGCCAGCAGUAAGAUCACUUGCUGCAGCUGGACCAACGACGGGCAGUACCUGGCGCUGGGCAUGCUGAGUGGCGUGGUCAGCAUCCGCAACAAGAGCGGUGAUGAGAAGGUCAGGAUCGAGCGCCCUGGGGGCACUGCAGCCCCCGUGUGGUCCAUCUGCUGGAACCCUGCCAGAGAUGCUCACAAUGACAUUUUGGCUGUGACAGACUGGGGGCAGAAGCUCUCCUUUUACCAUCUCAGUGGCAAACAGAUUGGGAAGGACAGAGCACUCGGCUUUGACCCUUGCUGUGUCAGCUACUUCAGCAAAGGAGAGUACCUGCUGCUGGGGGGCUCUGACAAGCAGGUCUCCCUCUUCACCAAGGACGGCGUGCGCCUGGGUGCCAUUGGCGAGCAGGGCAGCUGGGUCUGGGCCUGCAAAGUGAAGCCAGACUCCAACUAUGUGGCAGUGGGGUGCCAGGAUGGGACCCUGGCCUUCUACCAGCUUAUCUUCAGCACUGUUCAUGGGCUGUACAAGGAUCGCUAUGCCUACAGAGACAGCAUGACUGAUGUCAUUGUGCAGCACCUCAUCACUGAGCAAAAAGUUAGAAUAAAAGGCAGAGAGCUGGUGAAGAAAAUUGCCAUUUACAAGAACAGAUUGGCCAUCCAGAUGCCAGAGAAGAUCUUGGUCUAUGAGCUGUACUCCGAUGAUUCUUCAGACAUGUACUACCGAGUGAAGGAAAAGAUAGCCAAGAAGUUUGAGUGCAACCUGCUGGUGGUAUGCUCAGAUCACAUCAUCUUAUGCCAGGAGAAGAGGCUGCAGUGCCUCUCCUUCAGCGGCGUUAAGGAGCGAGAGUGGCUGAUGGAGUCCCUUAUCCGCUACAUCAAGGUCAUCGGAGGACCUCCAGGGAGAGAAGGGCUUCUGGUGGGGCUGAAGAAUGGCCAGAUCCUGAAGAUCUUUGUAGACAACGCCUUGGCCAUCGUGCUGCUGAAGCAAGCCACAGCUGUGCGCUGCCUGGACAUGAGUGCGUCCCGCAGCAAGCUGGCAGUGGUGGAUGAGAACGACACCUGCCUGGUCUAUGACAUCCACACCAAAGAGCUGCUCUUCCAGGAGCCCAAUGCCAACAGCGUGGCGUGGAACACGCAGUGUGAGGACAUGCUUUGCUUUUCUGGAGGGGGUUACCUCAAUAUCAAAGCCAGCAACUUCCCUGUCCAUCAGCAGAAGCUUCAAGGCUUUGUUGUGGGUUACAACGGCUCCAAGAUUUUCUGUCUUCAUGUUUUCUCCAUGUCAGCUGUUGAAGUCCCACAGUCUGCCCCCAUGUAUCAGUACCUGGAGCGGAAGAUGUUCCCAGAAGCUUACCAGAUUGCCUGUCUGGGAGUCACUGAUGCUGACUGGAGAGAGCUGGCCAUGGAAGCCUUGGAGGGGCUGGAGUUUGAGACUGCUAAAAAGGCAUUUACCAGGGUCCGAGACCUGCGCUAUUUAGAGCUGAUCAGCAGCAUAGAGGAGAGGAAGAAGCACGGAGAAGACAACAAUGAGCUGUUCCUAGCAGAGUUUUAUGCCUACCAGGGCAAGUUCCAGGAGGCAGCAAAACUGUACAAGAGGAGUGGGCAGGAGAGGUUGGCCCUGGAGAUGUACUCAGACCUGCGCAUGUUCGACUAUGCGAAGGAUUUUCUGGGGUCUGGAGACCCCAAAGGCACCAAGAUGCUGAUCAAAAAGCAAGCAGAGUGGGCCAAGAACAUCAAGGAGCCAAAGGCGGCGGUGGAGAUGUACCUGUCUGCGGGGGAGCACAUGAAGGCCAUCGAGAUCAGCGGGGACCACGGCUGGGUCGAUCUGCUGGUGGACAUCGCACGGCAGCUGGACAGGGCAGAGCGGGAGCCCCUGGUCAGGUGUGCUCUCUACUUGGAGCAGCUGGCUCAGCCUGGCUAUGCAGCAGAGACCUACCUGAAGGUCGGUGACCUGCAAGCUUUGGUCCGGCUGCAGGUGCGGAUGCAUCGCUGGGAAGAAGCAUUUGCUUUGAGUGAAAAGUAUCCAGAAUUCAAAGAUGAUGUCUAUGUGCCAUAUGCUCAGUGGCUAGCAGAGAAUGAUAGGUUUGAAGAAGCCCAAAAAGCCUUCCACAAGGCUGGCAGGCAGAGCGAGGCCGUGCGGGUGCUGGAGCAGCUGACGCACAACGCGGUGCUCGAGAGCCGCUUCAGCGACGCAGCCUACUACUACUGGGUGCUGUCCAUGCAGUGCCUAGAGAUAGCCCGAGAGAAUGAGGAGCAGAAGGCUGAAAUGUUGCAGAAGUUCCAUCACUUCCAGCACCUGGCAGAAGUUUACCAUGUCUACCACUCCAUACAGAGAUACACUGAGGAGCCUUUCAGUUUCCACUUGCCUGAAAACCUCUUCAAUAUUUCCAGGUUUCUGCUUCACAGCUUAACAAAGGAGACUCCUCUGGGGAUCUCAAAAGUCAAUACCUUGUUUGCCCUGGCAAAGCAGAGCAGAGCUCUGGGGGCAUACAAGCUGGCUCGCCAUGCCUAUGAGAAGCUGCAGGGGCUGCAGGUCCCAGCGCACUUCCAGCGGUCGGUCGAGCUGGGCAGCCUGACCAUCCGUGCCAAGCCCUUCCACGACAGCGAGGAGCUGGUGCCCUUGUGCUACAGGUGCUCCACCAACAACCCCCUACUGAACAACCUGGGGAACGUCUGCAUCAACUGCAGGCAGCCUUUCGUCUUCUCUGCCUGCUCCUACGAAGUGCUGCAUCUGGUGGAGUUCUAUUUGGAGGAGGGCAUCACAGAUGAAGAGGCUGUAGCUCUCAUUGACCUGGAAGCUCCAAGACUGAAUAAGAGAGAGAGUAAGUGGCAGGAGACCAUGAAUGACUAUGCACAGAGCUUGAGGCUCGAUGACAGUGCAGAUGUCUCUGAGGAGUCUGAUCCCUUUACAGCUAAACUGAGCUUUGAGCAGGGCGGCUCUGAGUUCGUGCCGGUGGUGGUGAGCCGUGCAGCGCUGCAGUCCAUGAGCCGCAGGGAUGUGCUGAUCAAGCGCUGGCCGCCGCCGCUGCGCUGGCAGUACUACCGCUCUCUGCUGCCCGACGCCUCCAUCACCAUGUGUCCCUCCUGCUUCCAGAUGUUUCACACAGAGGACUACGAGCUGCUGGUGCUGCAGCACAACUGCUGCCCCUUCUGCCGGCGGAGGACAGAUGAGUCCGGCCUGUGAGGGCACACAGCCUGAACCCUCAGCUGGCUGCCUUCCCCCUGUGGCUUGGAACCACUCUGCUGGGCUUCAGCCAGCUUCCUCACAGCUUCAUGAAGUCAUCUUAUGCUUGUUUGUACCCAGGAGUGGAACUGAGCUGCAGAAAUACAACUGUUUUUUAAAUGAGGUUGUCUGUUGUUGGUGAAUGUCCACCCAGGUGAGCAGCUGCAAUGCCACAGCUGCUUGCAGGAAUGUUUGUGGGGUCAAGGUCAGCCCUGGUUGUGCUCUAGCUUGUGUUUGAAACUUGAUUUACUCUGUAAUGGGCAGGUCUUCAA